Molecule: messenger RNA, 1976 nt
Organism: Cavia porcellus (domestic guinea pig)
Lineage: Eukaryota; Metazoa; Chordata; Mammalia; Rodentia; Caviidae
Gene: Pdgfa
Product: platelet derived growth factor subunit A
Exons: 8
Coding region: 501-1199 (232 amino acids)
Biological process (GO): positive regulation of phosphatidylinositol 3-kinase/protein kinase B signal transduction; positive regulation of cell migration; positive regulation of MAP kinase activity
Cellular component (GO): membrane
Molecular function (GO): platelet-derived growth factor receptor binding; growth factor activity
Source: RefSeq, a predicted model, not a curated record
AUGGCGACGGGUCGCGGUUUUAUUUUUAAUAGCUGCUGGCGAUUCAAGAGAUGCCUGCGCCGCGCGCCCCGCAGCUCCCGCGUCCCGGGGUGAUGCGCCCAGGCUCCCGCCUAGGGUGCCCCUUUCCGCGUCCUCGGAUCUUCCUUGCCCGCCUUCAACUCCAGCUGGGCGCCCCUACAGCGCCGGGCGGGUAAGGUGGGCAGAGCAAAGCAAAGUCCACGCGGGGUCCCAGGAACCCGCAGCUCCAUGCGGGGGUUGGGGCCGGGAGGACUCGGUAUCCUGUCCGCAAUGCAACGCGACCUUCCUCCCGGAUUCCCACGCCCGCUGUCACUCGGGGUCCUUGAACCCCAAGGAGGUCUCCUCGCGUCCCCUCUGCUAGCGAGGAACUCAAGGCCGUGCAGGUCACGACGCGCACAACUCCCGGGAUAAGAAGGAGCCCGGCUGGAGCGCCCGCCCCGCGGCCUCGCCUCCCCGCCGAGCCGCCAGCGCCUCGGGACGCGAUGAGGACCUGGACUUGCUUGCUGCUCCUCGCCUGCGGAUACCUCGCCCAUGCCCUGGCCGAGGAAGCUGAGAUCCCCCGCGAGCUGAUCGAGCGGCUGGCUCGCAGUCAGAUCCACAGCAUCCGGGACCUCCAGCGACUCCUGGAGAUAGACUCCGUAGGAACCGAGGAUGCCUUGGAGACCAGCCUGAGAGCCCAUGGGCCCCAUGCCACUAAGCAUGCUCCCGAGAAACGACCUGUACCCAUUCGGAGGAAGAGGAGCAUUGAGGAAGCCAUUCCUGCGGUCUGCAAGACCAGGACAGUCAUUUACGAGAUACCUCGGAGCCAGGUGGACCCUACGUCUGCCAACUUCCUGAUCUGGCCGCCGUGUGUGGAGGUGAAGCGCUGCACUGGCUGCUGCAACACCAGUAGUGUCAAGUGCCAGCCCUCGAGGGUCCACCACCGGAGUGUCAAGGUGGCCAAAGUGGAGUAUGUCAGGAAGAAGCCAAAGUUGAAAGAGGUCCAGGUGAGGUUAGAGGAACACCUGGAGUGUGCGUGCGCGACCUCCAGCCUGAAUCCAGACCAUCGGGAAGAGGAGACGGGUGGAGAGCAGCAGGAGCUUGUGGCCCCAGGCUUGCCUGAGGACAGAAGGACCCGGAAGUGUCUCCGAGCCUGGGCGGGCCAAGUUUUCCCUCAAGAUAAACACUCAGAUGUGAGGUGAGGAUAACCCAGCAGCCCUCUCCUGGGACACGGAUGUACAUGGCGUGUUACAUUCCUGAACCUACUAUGUACGGUGCUUUAUUGCCAGCGUGUGGUCUUUGUUCUCCUCCGUGAAAACUGUGUCCAAGAGCACCCUGGAGAACAAAGCGACAGUGUGCAUUUGUUCAGUGUGACAUCAAAGCACGUAUUGUAGCACUCCGAGAGACAGCAGAAGCCUCCUUGUCAGCGAGAGAGAAAACAAACCACAAAACAUGACAAAAACAAACUGGACCCACAAAAUAUAUCUACGCGGUGGACGAAAGGGCUGCCCCGCGGGGUGGACGCGUGGCGGCUCACGGGAUGGAUUUCUGUCGGUGGUCACAGGUGCUCUUUGCCAAGGACGUGGAGUUGUGGACGCUUGUGGGGCGCCAGGCUCUGCAGGGCACGUGGGACGCGGGGUGACAGGAGCAGCCGCGCCAAUGCGGAAACCACAACUCCUGGCUGUCGCGCUUGGGUCUAUCCGGGGCCUUCCCCAGAGCCUUAAGUGGGUGGUUUUUUUUUUUUUUUUUUUUUUUGUUCCUUUGUUUUUUUAAUUUUUUUUUUUUUACACCAUAAAGUGAUUAAGCUUUCCUUUUUACUCUUUGCCUAGCAUUUUUUUUUAAUUAUCUCUUGGAUGACAUUUACGCCGAUAACACACAGGCUGCUGUAACUGUCAGGACCGUGCCACAUGUGUGUUUCCUAGCAGGAUGCAACUAAUGAGAUGUAUUAAAAUAAACAUGGUAUACCUACCUAUGCAUCA